AUGGAGGAAGCAGCUGCGGAUGCGUACAAGCUGAGUUACAAAGUUGGUGUUGCGGAGAAUAAGAAUGCCAAGUUCAGGCGGACCAUGGAGGAUGUGCACACGUAUGUCAAGAACUUUGCGUCCCGGCUAGACUGGGGCUAUUUCGCGAUAUUCGACGGGCAUGCGGGGAUCCAGGCGUCUAAGUGGUGCGGCUCCAACCUGCACACGAUCAUAGAGAACAAGCUGAUGGCGGACGAGACCAAGGACGUCCGGGACGUGCUCAACGAGUCCUUUGUUAUGAUAGACAAGCAGAUUAACAAGGACCUGCAAGGAAAUAGUGGCUGUACAGCGGCAGUAUGCGUGCUGCGCUGGGAACUCCCGGACGGCUGCACAGAGCAGGAGGAGAUGGACCUCACGAAACACAAAAGGAAACUAUACACAGCCAACGUGGGAGACUCGAGAAUAGUGCUCUUCAGAAACGGACAGAGUAUACGGCUGACCUACGACCACAAGGCCUCGGACCCCUUGGAAAUGCAAAGAGUCGAGAAAGCAGGCGGGCUUAUCAUGAAGAGCAGAGUAAACGGCAUGCUCGCGGUUACUAGAUCGCUGGGAGAUAAGUUUUUUGACAGCCUAGUAGUGGGGAGCCCUUUCACAACCAGUGUAGAGAUUACACCAGCAGAUCAAUUUCUGAUUAUAGCAUGUGAUGGGUUAUGGGAUGUCAUAGACGAUCAAGAAGCAUGUGAGAUGAUCCAAGAUAUAGAAGAUCCACACGAAGCAGCCCGAGCUCUGGUAAGAAAUGCUUUAGAAAGAGGGACGACUGAUAAUGUCACUGUGAUGGUAGUUACAUUAUGA
Messenger RNA from Nakaseomyces glabratus, 831 nucleotides. RefSeq names its product type 2C protein phosphatase PTC1 (gene PTC1). Lineage: Eukaryota; Fungi; Ascomycota; Saccharomycetes; Saccharomycetales; Saccharomycetaceae. Gene Ontology annotation, molecular function: protein serine/threonine phosphatase activity; cation binding. Gene Ontology annotation, biological process: protein dephosphorylation. The record is from RefSeq and is a predicted model, not a curated record.